AAAUGGAGUCAAAAUAAAGUGAUUGUGUUUUGCAUUCAUUUGACGUUUACUUCAAAAUGAGUUUUAAAUGCAUUUAAAAGACAAAUACAAACCAUUUGUAUACCAUUUGUGACAAUCAAUCACUCAUUGAAUCCAUAACCCAUUCACUCAUCCCUAUUGUCACCCGAAUCGACGGACAGACAUGUCUUCACAGCCGGCGCUUCCCGCGAGCACCACAUCAUCGGUAUAUCCCUUACCGCCGAUGAGAUACAUCCAAGUGUUCAGCGAUGACAACGUGUCGUCCAACACGUGUCCACAACCGCCCAAACCUGUGUGUGAGGGCCAGUACUCCAUGUUUGGGCAGACCAUCGCAAUGGACGAUCACAUCAUACGGUCGCUGGAAUCGCAAGGACUCCGACGACUCUACCCGCGAGAGUACGACCACAAGCGGGAGCUCAAGAAGAUGAACGCUUCCAUUUUAGUCAACUUCUUGGAUAUACUCGAUGUCCUCGUCAGGUGUCCCGACACUAACAAACGCGAAGACAAGACGCACGACAUUCAACUCCUCUUCAUUACCAUGCAUCACCUGAUCAAUGAGUUGCGUCCACAUCAGGCCCGGGAGUCCAUCCGAGUGCUGAUGCAGUCCCAGAAGAGACAGCGCUUUGAGACGACGGCCCGACUCGACAAACAGAUCGAGAGAGUGAGAGAUCUGAUGAAUACAGCCGUCAAUUCCAUCAGCGAAGACACACUGAUGGACACAUUGGAUGUGAAGCCAAAUAUGAGUGAUUUAAACGCUCUGACGAAGACAUCGGGUCUGACUAAUGGUGCGGACAGUAGUGGCAUAUCUGUGGACAACACCUACGAAAAGGACGCUCUUAUGUGUGAUUUUGUCGAAGAGUUAGCCCUUCAAUGACUUAAUUUAAUUAUCAUUUACUCCAUUGUAUUGUGUUGACUACGAGAACAAAUAAACUGAC
This is a messenger RNA of Oppiella nova, 953 nucleotides long. The record is from the annotation of a GenBank genome assembly. Lineage: Eukaryota; Metazoa; Arthropoda; Arachnida; Sarcoptiformes; Oppiidae.